Messenger RNA from Hylaeus volcanicus, 20267 nucleotides. It is a transcript of the gene fne, whose product is annotated as ELAV-like protein 2. NCBI's taxonomy places the organism in Eukaryota, Metazoa, Arthropoda, Insecta, Hymenoptera, Colletidae. Gene Ontology annotation, molecular function: RNA binding. The record is from RefSeq and is a predicted model, not a curated record. Bases 4356 to 5474 code for a protein of 372 amino acids. Gene Ontology annotation, cellular component: ribonucleoprotein complex. The transcript is spliced from 9 exons.
GGUGUACAACGUCCACCCCUCCAACCCCUUAAUUCGUCGAUUUUCUUGGCCGGCUUUCAAGCCGUUCGCCGUUCCCUCCGCGGUUACUCGACCGGCGGGUCGGCCUUUGUCUCCUUUCUGUUCUUGGCGGGCAUCCCUUCAAUCGGUAUCGGUGGCUGCAAGGUUCCGAGGGUCUCCUAGGAGAGCAGCCAUUGUUUACGACCCUUCGUCGGCGCGUGCGUAUUUCGCAAUCGCCCUCGACUCCGUAUUCUCUCUUCAGCUGACGGACACAGGCCAGAGAUUCACUGGAGCUCGGCAAUCCCUUCUUCGUUUCAUGCACUCGCGUUCCAAUUAUCCUUAGGCUCUUCCAGUUCCCUUUCGUUCGUGGGACCAAGUUGACCUGUCACGUUCUUUCCGGACUCCGACGAAACUGAUACGGUCACGUGCACCGAUACGAUUGCUCUUGCACCGUGUACGUCCUUUGCUUCUAGACGUUACUUAUUAUUUAUGUCAUUUCUCUCUCCCUUCAUUUAUUUGCUCGAGAAUUCCCCCGACGAACGACUCGUCUCAUUCUAACCCUUUAUUUAUUGCCGAUUUUCUCACGAUACUGUAUUAAUUUGAAAUCUAUUCUGAAUUUCAACUCCACGUCUCUGAAGUUCAAGUUUUGUUUCUUUCGGAAGUCUGUUGGAGACAACUCUAUAUGGUGAUACAAGACCAAGAUGGACGUCUAGAUUUUAAAAAGUUUAAAAAAGUUCAGUAAAUAAAGAGUUAGAAUGAACCGAGUUAGGUUUUGCUGGAGACGAUCCAACGACGCGUAUACCAGCGUCGCGUGGGUCUUGCGCCGGUGACGAUGAAGCGGUCGUUUCCCGAAUUCGAGGAGACCGGAACGGAAACGCCCGACGGAUUUUCGUCAUCGUUUCCACCGCGCCCAACGUGUUAACGUCACGACGAUUUCGAAGGGGUCGCAGCCUUCAACGGUCCGGCGUCUGCGCAGACACCGACGUCCCCGGCCGCGACUUUUCUCCGUUCUCAUCCCUCUCUGCGGCCCGAUUCACCAACCCCCCUCGACCGCCGAGCGAACGGUCAACCAUGGCGGUGGCAUCCGGAAGAUGCAGUCAUUGCCUUCGGGUUCUUCGAUUCGCUGCGCUUGCGCACCCUCCGCGCAACCCCCUUUCGCGAGAUUUCCAUUUUUCUUCCGACGCCGCAGCUUUUUCCGUCUUCUCCCUCCAUUUCUCGUCAUCGUCCGCCCCCUCCCGACGGCAUUCAGCGAUCGCGACAGGGCGGUGGGUGCAGUCGUUGCCUCUCCCCAGCGCCUGCGUGCAUUCCAACGUCGCGUUUCCCGUCUCGCUCUCCAUCGUUCGCCGUCUUUGUCUCUUCCUUCUGCUUCCGUUCCUCCCUCGCGACUCCCACCCCUGCGAGCCUGGCCAGAACCAGCGCCGUCGGGGGCGGCGGCGGCGGUGGCCAGAGGGUGCAGCGAUUGGCGGCGGUGGCUGGCUCCGUCAGUUUAGUUACCGCACCACAUAAAGGCAUUGCGUUGUAGACACCGUUAUACCCGCAACAUUCUUACUAUUUGCUUGUACAUCUGUCUUCAUUUCUUGAACCCUUUAAUUCGACCAAAAAAAAAAACAAAAACAAAAACAAAAAAAAAACAAAAAAAAAGCCAAACAAACAGAAAAAUUUCAACGAAAAACUACCGUUCCGUAUCGUUGGUACAUGUACCAGUCGUCGUCCUCACCGAUCUAUCCGUAUACCGAUCAUUCUUGCUUUCUCCCGCCCACGUGUCAACGAGAUAUAACCGAGAAAACCGUGUGUCUGUGUUCCAUCGCACGGCGAUACUAAAACCGGGUUAAAAAACAAAACAACAACCGACAAAUAAGAAAAGAGUUAACGAACGUUAAACGAAAGAAAAAUAAAGAAAAGAAAACAAGAAACGACAGCAGCGAUAACCACCCGACGAAAGAGAGACGAAGCAAUCGAAGCAAAUCAAUCGAUCAACCGGGGAAGAUACACGCCUUCGCCGAACCGACCACGGACCGUUCAUACGUUGUUCCACGUGCGCCUUCGUCGGGAUUCUUAUAUGAUUUCGUUCGUCCCUCUGGACCACCCUUCCUCGAUCCCCUUUCUUUCUCCCUUCGCCCCCUGGACCCUAACCGACUAGUCGACGGAUCGUUCGAUCUCGAUCGACGGGCGGGCACGCUUCUCUCGGAUAUCGCGUUAAGAACGCGAAACGAAUCGCGCGGAACGUCGGCGCGUUAUCUCGGGUGCGCGAUCGGUUUACUGGUGACGCAAAAGGCAACGGAAUCCUCGUCUGGAAGAUCCUUUAAUCGGGAGAAGAGGCCCUGCGGAACGAAAAGAGAGAAAGGCACGGACGAGAAAGGGCGAGGUAGAGGGAGAGAGGAGAGAGCCUUAGUGUCGGCCGGUGGGAGUGAAAAAGAGACACUUGGAGGGUGUGUUCCGCGAUUUCGUCGUUCUUUUUUUCCCCAGUCCGUUUAGCCGGAAACGUUAAGGAAUCGAAGUGUUUCUGCGUGAAAAACGUCGUGAACCGCACACGGGCUCGAUUGUUCGAACGGACGAGCUGGAAAAAAGAAAAACCGUCGCCGACGUCGCGGCCGUACGGAACUAGUGAGCAAGAGACACGUUCGAGGAAUCUCGGGUAACUGUCGGGUGAUUGCACCGGUGAUCGCGGAACUCGGACCCGGUUAAAUCGUCGCCGUAAAAAGUCGUUGCGCCCCGAGGAGAGAUAAACGAGAAAACGGUGCACGCGCACGCACGGUCGUCGUUUAAAAGGAAACUAACCACAAAAACGAACGAGCAUCGAAACGAAUUAAUAAUAGCAAAUAAUUCUAAAACUAACGGUAAACGAGAUACUAGUUAACAUAGAUAAAAAAUUAAACGGGAUAACCUGUAUUCUAAAAUAGUAAGAAAAGUAACUUAACCCACCGUCGUUUCGUUCUACGCCCAGAUAUCGGCAUCCUCCAACCACUGAUUUUCAUCGUUAACCGGUAUGUUCAUUUGUUUCUUUACUUUCGUUGCUUCUGUGAAUUUCUGACGUUCGAAUUAUUAUUAUCGUUCUAUUCUUAUAUUGUUAUAUUAUUGUUGUUAUUAUUACCGUUAUGAUUGCAAAGUAUUAAUUAUCGAUCUCUGUGUACAUAGAUCUAUGUGUUUUUGGUAAGCGCGCGCUAUCAGGUGCCGAUCAUUAAUAUAUGUUUGAACCCCCAUCACCCCGAAACAUCCUCGAUACAGGACCAAUCGAAGGAUCCCUUUCGGCAGCCAUCGUCAUUCUCCUUUCUCGAAACCCGAUCACGUCGCGCUCUCUUGGCCGAAACGGGGUUGCUUUAUUAGUUUCGAUCGAUACCCGCUUCGAUAAUCGUAAUUCGUCGAGGAUGAAGUAGUCCGUGGGGGUGUCCGAGGAGACGUUCGCGUUCCCGAUACUGCUGAAAAUACUUGGAUAGAGUAUUUAUAUUUUUAUUAUUUUAUCCCAACGGGUUCUCGAUACCGUCGGAAAAUUUCUCCUUGGUUCGUCGUUUAAUUUCGAUCCUUUCUGCGGGUAAAUUGUGCGGUCGAGGGAUCGCGAGCGUGUCUGCGCGACGUUUAGCGCGUUUCGAACGCAGGAUUAUCGACGAGACGAGGUGGAAACGUAUCAGCGUGCCAGCAGCUGACGUUUUCAACGGCGCAGUAUCGCGGGUCGGAGAAGUUUUGGGCGUGGCAGCCGAAAGCAACGCGGCCACGAGAUCGCGAUCGUGCUCCGUCGCGUUCCUUUCGUCUCUUUCAGUUGUGAUCCUUCCUCCUUCUAGAGCAACCCGGCCUGAAAAAUGAAAAUAACAAAAAAUGAACCAAAAAAAAAAAGAAAAAAAAAUCCAAAAAUCAAACGAACCGAUCAAAGAAACCACAAAAAUGAAAGAAAGACCAAUCACAUGGGAGUUUUAAAAAAAGAAAAGAAAGAAACGUCUCAAGGACGGUCGAUCGAGUGCGAAAUGAGUUCGGUAACAGGAUAUGACGGAAAGCGGCGAGAGUGUGCAUGAAGGAUCAAGCAGAUCCAGGAUGGAGCAACUGGCACUGCGGGUCCUCGUCGAGGACAAGCAGGAAGUCUCGAGAGGGACGCUUUCGUCCGCGAUGAUGGCCUCGAUCACAAUGGUUUUUUCGACGAAAAUUCCCGGCCUGGAAAUAUCAAAGAUUGACCGAGGGUUGGGAGACCUGGUAGGAGGAUGAUAGCCGGAGAGUGGAACAGAGGAGGAUAGAAAAGCGACGAGUGGGAGAAAGACCGGGUCUAGCUAGUUGGGGAAGCUCGUAUUGAUCGUUCCUGGGUCCAUGUGACGCGCCUGCGUUUCGCCGUGGGAUUUCGUACGUAGUUAGAGAGAAUCCGGUAAAAGAGUGCAAUGAUGGCGAACGGAAUGGACACGGUUGUGCAACAAAAUGGUGGUUCCACCCACGGGCAGACCUCGCAGGAAGAGUCGAAGACGAAUCUCAUCGUGAACUACCUGCCGCAGAGCAUGACCCAGGAUGAGAUUCGAUCCCUCUUCGCGAGCAUAGGCGAGGUGGAGAGCUGCAAGUUGAUCCGCGACAAACUCACCGGUCAGAGUUUGGGUUACGGUUUUGUUAACUAUCAUCGGCCGGAGGACGCUGAAAAGGCCAUAAACACGCUCAACGGUCUUCGUCUGCAAACUAAAACGAUCAAGGUAUCGUACGCGAGACCCAGCAGCGAGGCGAUCAAAGGCGCGAACCUUUACGUGAGCGGUCUGCCGAAGAACAUGACGCAGCAAGACUUGGAGAAUCUGUUCAGCCCUUACGGCAGAAUCAUCACGUCGCGGAUACUCUGCGACAACAUCACCGUACGACAGUUUGUGACCGGCGGCGGAGACUAUUUGCCCGGAUUGUCGAAGGGGGUCGGUUUCAUAAGGUUCGACCAGCGGGUCGAGGCCGAGAGGGCGAUCCAAGAAUUAAACGGUACCAUUCCGAAGGGCUCGACCGAGCCGAUCACCGUCAAGUUCGCCAACAAUCCGAGCAACAACAACAAGGCGAUACCGCCGUUGGCCGCCUAUCUGGCACCGCAGGCGACCCGACGAUUUGGCGGCCCGAUCCACCAUCCAACCGGCCGCUUCAGGUACAUUCCACUGUCGCCACUAUCCAGCACUGGCAAGGCCAUGCUUGCCAUUAACAAAGGCUUACAGAGGUACAGCCCGCUGGCAGGCGAUCUCUUGGCGAACUCGAUGCUACCCGGGAACGCGAUGAACGGUUCCGGUUGGUGCAUCUUCGUCUACAAUCUCGCCCCCGAGACCGAGGAGAACGUGCUGUGGCAGUUGUUCGGUCCGUUCGGCGCCGUCCAGUCGGUCAAAGUGAUCCGCGACCUGCAGACGAACAAGUGCAAGGGAUUCGGUUUCGUGACGAUGACCAACUACGACGAGGCGGUGGUCGCCAUUCAGAGCCUGAACGGUUACACGCUCGGUACACGGGUGCUUCAAGUCAGCUUCAAGACGAACAAGAGCAAGACGACGUAGGACGAGCAACACCAUCGCGCAACGGCCCCUGUAGGUGUGCCAGCGGUCAUGAUCGCAUCAUCGACCGCUUCAUCGACCGUUACCGUGACCUCGGAUACCUCCGCGACCGUUACCGUGACCUCGGAUACCUCCGCGUCCGUAACCGUGACCUCGGAUACAACCACGACCGUGAAUCUCCACGACCGUGACCGGGCCAACUACAGGAAGUCGGGCUAUCAUCCGAAGAAACUCAAACCUUACAGAAGCACGUGGCUCGACUUUGUCGAAAACAUCGGCGAGGAGGAGAGGGUUACCUGGUUGGAGGCACUCGAAGAUUUAAACUUAUGAAAAAUGCACGGAUCUUCGCGCCCGGCUCGAUAGUAUACCCGGCAAGGGUGACGAAAACUAUUCCUUGAGAAAUGCCAUCGACGUUACCCCCGAAACGAGGGGUCUAUCAACAACUAGAAUUAACGAAGAAACGCGUAAGAAAGGACGAAAACUUAACAUAGACGAGCUAACACUCGCGGAAAGGUGCCCGGUCGUUCCGAAAGCUCCGAAAAGCUGAAGGACAAUCGCAGGGCCCGAUCCUCCCAGUAUUCCAAGAACGACUGCCAACGAGAGAUCCGAAACACGUUGUUAUCUCCAAGGGAAAACUGUUCGUAUUCCCUUAAUUAAACAUAUUUCAAGCAUCGUAACCGCGCCCAGAGUCGCGUCAUAUUCAUCCAAGUAUCGUUAGCUCUCGAACCAGCUGUCGAUGGCAUUUCGAGAACAAAAUUUUCGCGAGCCCCGCGGUAUACUCCCUCGAUCCGUAGAAAAAAAAUAUCCGUGCGAUUCCAUUACGAAUCGAACAAUCUUGCUAACGAGAUGCUGAUCGAGUCCGUAGAGCCGACGGAAGAGAGAGGAGGGGAGAGAUUCAGGGUGCAAACGUACACGUGCGUGUGUCUGUCUGUGUCUGUGUAUGUGUGCGGCGGGACGGGGGAGGAGGUGAGAUAGAGAGGAAGGCGUGAGAGUAUGGUACGUGCUGCGUGCGUGUGUAUGCGUGUAUCUGCGCGAGAGGGAGCAAGAGGGUCGAAGAGGAGACCGUCGAGAGGAUCGGAGGUAGGUCGCGAUAUCUUGAUAUCCGUAGACCGUGGCUGCGGGAAAAGCCGAAGGCCGACGGAAGGAUAACGGAGGAACGAGUCGUUACCUUUUCGUUCCUCUUAUCGUUGGCCCUCUGUUCUUUUUUUCCAAAUAUCGCUGGUUUCUUUUCUCCCAGCUCACCGCGCGAUCGAGGGGAAACGCGAGGUCGUUCGAAACGCGACGUUCGUCGCUCGAUUCUCGACUCUUGCACGUACGUAUCGUUGGUUUAUGUAUAUGUGCACGAUCGAUGAAGAACUUUGCACACGGGGCGGGGGUGGGGCGGGGGUGGGUAGAGACGGGGAACGGGGGCGAAAGAUACGAUCUCCGGUCAGUACACGACACGCGAUCCUCGAAUCGCAGCUUCCGGCGGUCGUUUCCUUUCACCCCUGCACGACACCAAAGAGUCACCGACGUCAGGCUGUGAGACUGAAACGGAAUUCGAGGAGUAGAAGACUAGACGAACGUACCAGCGGCUUUCCAGCGACCAAGCUGUUCGGUCGAGACCAGUUUUCUCAUCGAACGUCGCUGAUAUACCUGUAAGGUAACGACGCGCGUUCGAGGAGUCCGGAUUCAAGGGUACGGGCGAAUUCUAUCGGUUCGGGCCGAAUCACUUUGGUCGCAAACGUCCGAGUAGAUGGUCCCCGAACGGAUGUAUAACUCGCCGCUACUCCGAAUGCGAUCUCUUCGAACUUUAACUCGGAUAUUACCGAAGUAUCUUCGCUAGGUUCCUUAAAUUAUCGAUAAACUACACGUAAAGUGUAAUUGAAAAAUAAACUCUAAUCUCUAAUUAUAGUUGGUCUACAUAGGCAAAGGCUAGGUGUUUUUGCAACGAUGUAGUUCGCAUCGGCCAUAUUCGGAGGACGACAGCGACACAUGGCUAACGGCCAUUUUCUCGCGCAUGGCGAUGCACGAAAAGACACCUUAAACAGGGGUAGUUGCGUACGCGGGAACGUGGCGCCAUCCAACCAAAUUUCUUCACAGUGAUCUCAUAAUCUAUAAUAUCAAAGCGACGAUUCUAGACGUAACGCGCUCGAAGAAGCGACGUCUCGAGAAUGAUCCUUGCACCGGAGGCCAAAGACGGGCAAAAUUCGAUACGAGUUACUUGUAUUACCAUUCCAUAAUUGAAAUUCCAACGACUAUAUUUACGAAUUGACCUUUUCGUACUCGAUACGCGGUCCGAGUGAAUUAAUAACUCGCUUCGUGGGGUUGUCAAACUUGAGGAGAAAGUCGCUGAUUUACCCGAUCGUGUUCACAAUAUUUAUUCGAACAUUAACGAGUGCCGACUCGUUCGCCUUCCUGUUCGUUGUUUUUAACCUGACAAGAAUUCGGCCCGAUCUUUGGCGGGAGCACGGCUCGAGAAUGAUUCCGAGCGAGAUACCUCGCGUUUCCUGAUCGACGUGAGCGUGCCAGAGGGAAAAAGAACUUGACGGGAAGAUCCGGUAGUAGUAGGUGGUCGUAGGUUCGAGGAGUAGCGAGCAAAGCGGGAAAAAGAGUGGCGAGAGAAAGGAUGGACACAGGCCGUGAGCGAGGACGGGACGGGGACGGAUCGAUCGAUCGAUCGGCGAAGGAGGCUCUGGUCGGGUCUCUCGCGCCAACGACUACGAAACCAAAGAAAUAACCGAAUGAGGGAACGAUUUGAUUCAGCCUGUGAAGCUAACGUACUUAAAUCUAACUUCUAAUCCGUAGUUGAAUUAAGACGUCGACGAGUAAACGGAGAGACGGAAUCUAUAUUAUCGUAAGCUAUUUAAGAAGAUACAUUUAGGGGCUCACGUGCAUACGAGGGAUCUCGAGAUAUCCGCGAGACUAACGAGGACAUCGAGACACUCGACCCGAAGGAUUACGUCGUUCGUAACGUAAACCAUCAGCUGUACUUUUCUUUUUGUUGCUAGUCAGACUCUUGUACUUCUCUGUCGGUUCUGUCCAAAGAGACCCAACGGUCGUUCGUUCGCGCGAACAACGGGGACCUUCUUUCUUAGUAUAUAUAUACAUACAUAUAUAUAUAUAUUUUUCUUUUUCUUUUGUUCUUUACGUAUAGACGAUGUUAGCUAUAGUACAAAGUGCUUUCUCGAGCGCGCAAGUCUGAUUUUACCGAGCGUUUACGGAGCUUCUUCUGAAAGAGUCCAUCGAGUGUGCACCGUGCAAACUCCGAAGACAGAGAUAAACGGUACGCCGCCCCGAAAUACUCCGAUUUUUAUAAUUACCGAACGUGGAUUCGUUCGUCGCUUUUCCUUUCUUUUGUUAAAAACGAAAAAUACAUAAAAAAAAAAAAACCGUCUAACGUACAAAACGAUAUUCAGUAACGAGACGCGUGCGUCGCCGAAAACGGAAACCGAACGCGCGCGAAGUUAAGAAUUUUACGAAUCGUAUACACGCUCGAAACGGUGCGCACGGUCGAUACCGAUCGAGAAACGAACGAGAUCCAAUUUCGAUCGUCGGAACACGUGUCUAGUCCUACGUGCAAAGAGGCGGUCCCCGCGAGACAACAGGGCAGACUUUUUAAGCGUAGCAAAAGGUAAUCAGACAGGAUCGAUAAGAAGGCGCGAUUUAGGCGAUAACGAAUACGUAAGAUAAGCGAACCGUUUUUCGCUCGCGCUAAGUCUGGCGACUAUUCGCAGAGAUCCGAGGCGGUGUAGCGGGUGAAAAUUUUGCUCGCGCGACGAUACGGGAGACGUUCGCGUUGGAUAGGAAGCUCCGGAAGGAGAACCUAGCUCCGAUCUCAGGCUUGCACACAGGACACGGGAGAUCUCGAUGCGUCGUCGCCGCGAGAAGGCGCGAGCGAGCGUUUUGUAAGUACUUAAUCGUGAAUAAAGCGACGAUUUCUUAAGCUCUUAGAUUUAGCGUAUAACGUGAGAGAGAAGAAAGCGUAGCGUGUAUAUGUUGUCCUAUUUAUGUGUACCUUCUUGUGUCUAGUCCUGGGAACACGGCGCAGGCAUCCUCGCGGCCGAGCGGAGCAAGAAACGGCUCCGUGGGGGCGGUUAGAGGGUCUGCGUCCCGUUUUCCCGUAAACGUAAUUUGAACCUCGAGCAACAAAUGCUAACUGCUAAGAUUUUAUUUUAUUUAUUUGAAAUACCCCGACGUCGGAUCGUUCGUUGGCACGGUUCCCGCGCGAACGACGCGCCCGGUCCGCGUCGGGGGCGAAGAGGAUCUCGAUGAUUAGUGCAAAUUAUUAUACACCGUGUGACGACGCAGUGCCGUCGUCGCGUGCAUUGGCGUGUAGAGGCAGCGAGGAGAACGGAUUCGACUGACCGCGAGCCACCCUUCGUUAUUCGACGCCUUCGUCGAUAAGACGAUCCAGCUGGACGCUGUUCGUACGCGAUUCACGAGAUUCUAGGCACGAAGAACGAAGGGCGUGUCGCGUUUAGAAAUUUUCCCCGUGACCUGGCGUGCGUUUACGUACACCGCGCGCCGGUUACAUUUAUUAUUAUAAACGAUUAAUCUUCUCCUUCUCAUAAUUAUUAUCAGUAUAUUAAUUACACUUAUUAUUCUGGUUAUUAUUAUUAUUAUUAUUAUUAUUACCAUCGUCAUCGCCAUUAUUAUUAUUAUUAUCUUUAUUAUUAUUAUUAUUAUUAUUAUUACUAUUAUUAUCAUUGCUAUUAAUUAUGGUCGUAUAUAUUUUUUGUGUCUCUCGUCUAGUAGCUACGUGUAACCUUAACACCUUAUUACUACUUACUUUCGUACCACAACAAAGUGAGAAAAGAAAAGUCUUACACUACUUUCACUUUUAACAUCAGCUACAUUCUUACCACCCGCUAUAUAACAUACUUACUAUAACUACCACCAACCACCACUACCGCUAUUACUACUAUUACUACUACUACUACUACUACUACUACUAUUACUACCGAUUAUUUAUUUAUUUAUUUAAUUAUUAUAUAACAUAACAGAAAUUAUGUUUUAUUUAAGGAUUAAACUGAUUUGUGUUUGGUUCGAAUACGUCGUUCGUUUUAUUUCGAUUACUUGUUUCAGUUGCCACCAAUCCGCCAGCCAUGUCCGACCCACCCCUACGGGCGCAUCUACAUUUUUAUCCAUCCCCGUAAAACUUCUUCCCGGCAUUCCUCGUUACUCGGACCGACGUGCCCGAGACCCAAUGACACGUGUUUGUGUGCGUGGCUGGGCGAGUGCGUGUGUGGCGAUAUUCGAGCGAUUCGUCGAGCUGUGAUAAACGUCAUCGUCGCGUCGCCGUUUCUCGUGGGCGAGCCUAUGGAACAUCAGAAGAGCAUUAGGACGUUACCUAAAUUCCAAUCGGACGCACGCUUUCUUCGAGUAACGAAGCUCCCUUAACCCUUUGCACUCGACAACAGUAGAGAGAGCUAAAAAUUUCGACGACUGAACAUUCUUCUACCAUGAUUGGAGCGUCGUGGAAAUAAAGUUUCAUACUACUCUAAAGUGUACCAGUUUGCAGCUUAGAAACCUAUUUGUGAACCAGUAUCGCUACGAACAGUUCGAGAUUCAACGAAAUCUAAGAUCUAAAACAAAGACCGUCGCUUCUAAGUCGCCCCUCAAGUGCAAAGGGUUAAUUUCGAUUUGCCAUCGUGGAGCAACGCCGGAUGGGACCGUUCCAUCGUCGCCCACGUUCGCAGAGAUUAGAAGCGAGACGAACGAAGGUUCGCGAUACUUCGGAGGACAAGACGAGGACGUAGUCCCUCGAACCGCGUCGAAUGUCGUCGAAUGGUGGAAACGAACGUCUCCGUAAACAGAGGAUUCAGAAAGGGACGAGACCUGCAGCUCGAACAAUCUCGAAGACGGACUAUCAUCUGUCACGUCCGUGAAAAUUCGCGUGCUAACAUCCCGAACGAAAAAGCUUCCACCUGUUAAAGAUCACCGCGCUGCGUCUCAUUUCUUUCGCGAAACGAGAGACAUCUCUCCCCUGAAGCUGCUCAAUUUCGCGCACAGUAUAGUAAGGCCAAAUGGCUUCGACGAGCCAUAGAGACGCACAACGCAAUGAGAAUCACGCACCGACGGAUAGAGACAGAGAUCCUUUUUAAGCCACAUUCCCACGCGUUCGGUAAGUGGAAACGGCCUGUAGACCUCUCCAGAGGCGAAUAAUCUCUCAAGGAUGUCUUUCAAGGAAUUUUAAUCACAAACACUUUAAUCAAGGAACCCUUUGCACUCCACGUACACCACGACUUAACUAGUGUCUCUGUUCCAACGCGAACUGGAUCAACGAAACAAAGGAGCAAGAUGUACGAGCGUUUAUACAUUUUUUUUACUAACAAGGAUACUUUUUUUAAUUUGCAGAAGCGGUGCCGCGUAUUUGCGCCCCUCGUAUUAAACGAAAUUAUCGGAGUGAAAAGGGCGAAUGCGACGAAUCCCUAGAGUCCUUGAAGAGAUUAUCGGCGUCGUUACGUGACGUGGGACUGUGACGUAACGCGUGCUCUGGCGCGUAGGUGGGAACGCGGCUUUAGCGCCCUGAUCCGUUCUCGCGGAUCGGGAUAGGCGAUCGAGAGGAAUCUGUGAGGCGGGCGAGUCCGAGCAGUAGAGAAAGGGAGAACAGAGAGAGAGCGAAGGGUAACACGCUAAUCAACUAAACUAUAGAACUAUAUUACCAUACUAGGUUAGAUAUUAUGCGCAUUGUAUUCAUGUAUCGAGUAAUCGUUGUUAGUUGUAUCGCUGCGACGACGACGACGAUAGGGGGUGCUUAUCGUUGAUAGAGUAGGGGAACACGGGUCGGACGCGUGUACAUGGAUACGUGCAUGCAUGCACGCGUAUCGAAGACGUAGCUAUACACGGGGGUCAGGUUAACGCGACGUCGGAUCGAGAAGAAGGUAAAAAAGACGCGUGGCCAUCCUCGACGAGGAGACGGAACGAUAAUUGCGCGAUUCGGGGCAGCCCGAGCCCCUUUUUCGGCCACUAAUUUUUCAACGCUAAAGGGGCCAACGACCUCGAACCUCGUCGCACAGAGUAGCACAAAGUACAUUUUAAGCUUCGGAAACGAUCGCGCCAGAAACGAAAAGACGUCGCUGUGAGUUCAAGCAACGCACAAUCGCUCUGUCCGCGUAGACAGUUUAUCCUUAAGACUCGUACGAUUCGAUCGGUUCGUCUUCGUUCGCGGUCGUUGCUAGAUGGAAGACGAACACCGUCUCAUUGUCACCAGUCUUCGACGCGAUCGUCGACGUUUCGGAGUCGCGGAACUUGGACGCGCGAAGGAACGAAUAAGGAAAUACACGAUCUUCGCUUAAAUCGAGGCGACCGAUUUUUAGCGGUAGCUUCUCUGACAUUCACAUUCGUAUCUCGCGAAGAAGAACCUUGCCGAUCCCUGGUCGGUCGUCUCGGCGACCUUGAAGGGCCGUACUUGCCACGUCCUGUUCGAUUCCUUCGCGGUCGCGGUUCCAAUCAGUCUUCAACGACAGGAGGAAACGGCACCAACCGCAUUCCGCGGCUGCGCUCGUCCUUUCCCACGAGUUCGGGGUGACGAGCAGAGCGAGCGAACCGAGAAACGAACGUAAAAGGGUGAAAUCCUCUUCCAAUUUGUACCGAAGCGACACGCAUACCGCAGAGACUGAGAUUUUAGGCAAAGUUAAUUAGCUCCGUGCAGGGAUACUCUUUCCCGUACCUUCCAGGGAACCAGAGUUCCUCGGGGACCAUCGUUUACGCUUUUCGGUGGACUUGAGAAAACGAACAGGAGCGUAGCACCUAGCGUUUAGAGAUUAAAUCGUGACACCCUCUCGCGGUUAGGAUAAAUCGAUCGAGCCUCGAGGUCGAGAGGACUCGUCCUCGCCACAAAGUUUACCGCGCUGCAACGAGACUCUAUCGAUCGUUCUUUUUUUCGUCGCUAGAAGCCCGUGACGAAACGCGACCGUUUGCACAAUUUUUUUCGUUUCAGUAAGACAAACGUAUUCGCAAUGAUCGACACGCUCCUUGCGUAACAACGCGGGCGGUAUUUAUCUUUAUAAAAAUAACGGCUACCUACGCAAACGAAUUCCCAAAAUUGUCAUUCGACGAUAAUUGAUCUCCUUGAUAAGGGCUACUUUAACUUUUUUCAUUCGCGAUCCCAUUUAUGAUUGCGACUUUUUUCGCAACCUAAAAUAUAUAAAACGAAGGUAUGUAAAUAUUUUGUGACGGUUUCUUGAUUAGGUAACGAUAUAUAUAAGUACGAAAGAAUAUAGCGUCGGAAUUCGUUUAAAAACAUACAAAAAUAUGAAGCUAAAAAUUGCACGAAAGGUUGUGAAAUUUUAUUUACUACAGUUACAAAAAUAACGUACCCUAUUUGUCGUCAAAACUGCAUUUUUUUGCAAUGACAUCAAGAAAAAAGAAAUAUCGAAGAGAAGAAAUAUCGAAGAGAGCGACCCAUAGUUUAAGAAGCCCUGUCCUUGAUCGAUGCCAUCGAAACAUCGUAUGUAAUUCGGUGAAAACAGGUUCGAUCGUCUCGUUCAGCGUCGCGACUUCUCGCGAUAGUAUUACCGCCCUUAGGAAUCUCUUUGGUAUUCUUCGCGUCGGUUUCUUCUCCGUUCUCGCGAUUCGAUCGGUUCGACGAUGUCCUCGAUCCUUCUCGAGAGUUUCGUUUCUACGUUGAAAGAAACCGCUCCGUGCAAUGGUUGUCCGUCUUUUCUUUCUCGAGGCAGGGAACGAAAGAGGGAGCCGUUUCUUCGACGACGAAGGCGGCGCACUCUAAUGCGAGCGGAAAACCAAAGGAAACAAGAGGGAGCGUGAAAAUGUGUAUGCGUGAGAGGAACAAACGGCGACGAAGUACGCGGUAUCCGUGAGAAGGGAAGGUUGAAAUUAUUUUAUGAUGCGAGUCAGCGGACGUGAGGAUAAAAAUGAGAGUGAGAGAAAGAAAGAAAGAAAGAGAGAGAGAGAGAGACACUACCGCGGCAAACAAAAGCAGAUCUAGCUCACCGUAGGCCUAACUAAGAAAAAGAUGAAAAGUAUUUAUAUACUAAGCUAACUAAUUAAACGGGCGAAAAAGUGGUGAAAGUGAGAGAAAGAGAGAGAGAGAGAGAGAGAGAGAGAGAGAUGCCUGUCGAGCGAAAAAAAAGAAAACAAAGACUAAAGAGAACGAGAGAGACUGAUCGCGUGAGUGAGUACGAGAGAGUGUGAGAGGGAUAGGGCGAAAGGAGAGAGGGGGUAGAAAAUAACUAAACGAGUACUCGAGAAAUUUUACUCCGUGGCGAGUAAAGCACAACGAUCAACAAAAAAAAAAAAAAAUGAAGAAACCGAUAACCACUCUGUAACAAAAGACGAAAAAAAUUAAAAAAAAAAGUAAUGAUAGGGGAGAUGCGCGGGUGGGGGGAUACAGAGGGUUAACGCGACGUUAGAGAAGAGGGGGCGGGGUGACAGAGAGCGAGGGAUACAGUCGGACGGAAGGCGACGAGAUGAAACAAGGGAGGGGAAAGACGGGGGCAGAGGGGAAGAAAGAGAUAAUCUAUAAUCUUCUGUACAUGUUUUGAUUAUUCUAAUUAUUAAUUAUCGUAACUUAUUAUAAUAACUAUUAAUUAAUUAAAUUAAUUGAUAUCUAUGGAACUGUAUUUAAACGACAAAAAAAAAACGUGGUAGCUAGUUUGUCAAUGGGUGUAUAAAUAUUUAAUUACGAUAAUUCUAUAGUGAUAUUAAAAGAAAAAAAAACAAGACAAACAAACAACAAACAAACAUACAGAAUACACCAAAAAAUGGAAAAAAUAAGUAAAUGUGCGUGAACGAGCUUUUGGGAGAAAGGUAGAGAGUACGCGCGAUGCUGAAUGCGAGAGAACGAGAGACAAAGAGCGAAAAAGCGAAGGCGAAUGUUUGAUAUACGCGACACGAACACACACACACACACACACCAGCAUCGAGAUGAUACACGAGCACACGUAAAAUUUCUUCAACUCAAAAAAAAAAAAACAAAUGAAACGAGGAAGGGAAAACGAGGGAAAACAAGAAGGAGUGAGAACCUGUGCGGGGAUGUUUAAAAUCCAAUAUUUUGGGGGGGCUGGUCAAACGGCCGAUAAUUAUAACGGGUGUCCAGGGAAUUUUCAUACAUUUGGACACUCGAAGUGAAUUUCACGGUGCUUCGUGGGGGGUGGGGGCUUCUUCCGUUUCGUUUCCUUUUCGUCGUUGCGCGUUUUAUUCCGCGAGGUUCACGCGAGAAACGUAACCCGGACACGACACACUCAUUUCAUCGACGUUUCUUUCGGGUAGAAAAUUAUCUAAGCGUCGAAUCUUUCGCGAUCCGUGAAAAGACUCGAGAAUUCUCCGGUUUCCUUUUAUUCGCGUUCGAGCAACGGCUGCGCUUCAGAGUUUCCCACUCUGGUUAAAUAAUUUAUAUUUUGCCGAGAACAAACGCUUGGUUAAACGGGGAACGGGUUGGGGUGCGGGGAUGGGGAUUCUUUCAAUCGAUAUUUUCAGCGAAUUCACGCGAUCGAGAGACGGAAAGACUGUCGGCAAUCAAUUGCUCAUAACCGAAACGCGAUGUAUAAAUUAUUUAAAAGAUAGCGGUGCAAGCUAUCGCCGUCGUGCACGAUCUAGAUUCUGAGAUAUCGAGCUCGGUGUUUCGCGACCCUCUCGACCCUCUGACCUUCGUUUCUCUCCGCUCUCGAAGAGUUCGAUUACUCGAGUGGAACUUUCGAAGGAAGAAGAGAUCAAUUUCGAUUUAAGGAGAAUGCCGUGACUUGAUAUUAAGGUGAAGAUGGAGCCCUCGUGGAUCUUACGAAGGCCAACCAAAACGUCCGACCCAAUGCAGGGCUCGAUCCUUUCAAGAACUGAUCUCUCUUUCUUCUAUCGAUACAUUCCGUGAAAAUGCACAGGCUUGCAACGACGAUUCGGAGGGUCGAGAGCGCAGAGCGCGCACCGAAUCGCGAUUAACACGUUGACGCCUGUGCGCGGUUCUCAGUGUCUUAGCCGCGAGGCGGCGCGGCAUCGGGUCGCAUUGUUCAGCACGAUGUAUGACCCACCGGUGGUGCAAGCCGGCGUGAACGUGUUAAAGCGUUAUUAGGACGAUUGACGCGAAGCGGAAGUAGGAAAGAUGCGUUUCAAGAGAGGUGCUUGUUAGAUCUCGAUGAUCUCGUAAUAUCGAAGAUACAUUCCAUCCGAGUACGAGGGCUCUCGCGCGGAAUAAAAGACUUCCUUUUCUCGUCUACGACUCUCCAUUCCGAACUGUGUUCGUUUCGAAGCCGUUUCCGUUUCUUUAUUCCUUGUAGCCUUUAAAUACGACGAUUUGUCGCGGUCAAAGAAUGCUUUCUCUCUUAUACCUCGCGGUACCGUCAAUCGCGAAUGGGCAAUAUUUGAUAAACGAAUAAAUUUAAUUCGUUCUACGGAGAACACGACCAUAUUAUUUACGUUUUACAUUCAUUUAUCGGGCGAAAUGUUCAAUUUAUUUAUCCAUUUCACAGGAAUAUGUCUGUUCUUAAAUUAAAUUCGAUCGUCUCCACGAAGAACGCAUUGGAAAUUGUUCACUUUGAACCCGUUAUUGAAAAUUUGUAUUUGGAUAAAAUUUCUGCCCAUGCGAAUACGUUCCAUUAAUUCCAGUCGAAUGUUCGUAACGGUACCGUACGGGUUGAGGAACACCUUCGACCGAGUAGACGAGAAUCGACGAAUUUUUCGACAUUCCACGACGCCCAGGCCCUCGGGGUACAAAAAACGUUGGCGUUAAAUCGUAUAUUAUAUUUAUACGCGUAUCUAAUUAUCGAUCUCGAACGGACGCGAUCCCGCGAGCCAUCGCCAAAUGACAAAUUUAUCCUUUCCUAUUGAAAGGACGGGGCAUUUCUAUAGGGAAUCGAAUGAAAGUUUAUUCGUCGACAGUAUUAAGAUAUAAGGGAACCUUUUUUCCGAACGGGGAACGAGCACCACGCUCGCGGAAUUCUUUCACGACACGCGAUGCCGUUUUCCCUGCGAUCCAACAAAUUACGAAUAGCCUGUUCAUUUAUUAGCUCAUCUAUAUUUCGUUGUCGUUUCGAUCGAGAUUAACGCGUUCACGCCGGCGCUGCUAUUUGCGUUUCUCGCCAUGGGGCGGCACGGUGGUACUCACCAUCUGAUAGACACGCAAACGUGAGCAACCCGUGGUACGCGCCGGCGUGAACGUCUUAAAUCAAGAGCUGAGAAUUUCAAGCGUAGACGUUUCUCGAAUUUUUGUUUCCAAACUAGAAACGCGACUCCUCCAUUCUUUUAUCUUCCAACGUCUUCGUUGCUGAUUGUACAAUUGUUUCUUAGUAAUUCGAAUUGUUCGAACGGCGUCGAGUUUCGAGAAGCGAUUCCCGCGGGCAAAAUCGACAAUUAUCAGCGCGGGUGAUCCCCGAAACGAUCGAUCUCCGCGCUCGCGGUGAUUCCGUAAUUACUAUUAUAAUACCAGAGAUUUUACCAUUACGAUAUUAUAACGUUGUAUGUGUUAUAAGUGUUCAUAAAAAAAGAGAAAAAAAAAAGGAGAAGUUAUUAUCACCCAGGAUGAAACGCAGAGCAAUACAUUUUCGUCGUUCGAAGGAAACGGUGACGUAGGGACGAGAUGAAAAACGAAAAAAAAAAAACAGAAACAAACGAAACGAAAUACCGCGCGGCUCCUUUUUUCCAUUUUUUCUUCUUUUUUUUGCGAUCGAAGAACCGUUACGAGACGGUUUCGUCGAGCCAAAACGAACAAAAAGUCGGGGACAAGUUUCGACGGUACGUUCCGUAAAAAUAUACAAAUAGAAUAAAAUAGGGAAAAAAAAAAUAAACAGAAAAAGGAAAGCGACGAGGCUCUCGUUGAUUUCCAAGGGAUCACGAUCGAAAUCACGCGGAAACAAUCUGUCCGAUUGUUACAAAUCGUCUUUAGAGAAACGUUUUACAGCUUUAAUGGGAAACAACCGUAGACGUAAACGAACGGAGGGCACUAAUUAAACAGAAACUAACAAUACUGAUAAUAAAAGACAAAACCUAAAAACAAACAAAAAAAAUAUUAAAGCGAGGGAAGAGCGUAAUGAAAGGGAAGAAGAACGAACGAUAACGCGAGAAAAAGUAUAGAAAUGUAUUAUAUCGAUCCAUUCGUUUCCACCCCGAAUCUUAUGUAACGAAUAAUAUAAUACUUUUCGAUUGUCGCCCUGUCGACGACCCACCACCGUUCGUCGAGAACAGCUCACGAACGAUUUCUGUUGUAACUGAAGAAAAUAUAAUCUGUUGCUCUUGAAUCUGACGCAAGCCGUUCUUUCCACCCGCAUAAAAAAGAAAACAACACUUCCGUUCGCGCACUUCUCGAUUCAUUUACGUCUGUGCCAUGUCGCGGGAUCGAACGUGCACCGCGACGAUCCGAUCGAUCGGUGCUUUCAUCUUCCGUUUCGUUCGACUCGUGUUAGCGUGGUCCGAUAUAUCUUGUCAUGUAAAUUAAGAAUGUGAUACGCGAUAUUAUAUUGAUAGAUCGAUGAGCGAGUCGGAAACUAUCGGAACCAAUUUUGGUAGACGCCGGCUCUCGUUCGUCGUCGAGAGAAACACUUGCACGGACAACGAUCGAGCUAAAGAAAAGAAAUCCGAAUAAAAUUCGUGAAUGUCGAUCGAUCUGUACGAAUAAUAAAUACCAUCGUAAACGUUAAAUUAUAUACAGUCAGUGCAAGAAGUAUUCGUACAGCAACCGAUUUAAAAUAAAUGGUUCCUGUACGGAUAUUUAUUACGCAUUUUCCAAUUGUACGAGAACAAAAUUUUCACGUAAAUAUUUUCGCGAGUAUCGCUUUUGAAUCGAGAGCGUUAAAACGCGCGUUUAAUUAUCCAUUUCACAGGAACGUGCCUGUACCUAAAUUAAAUUUGAUCGUCACGACGGUAAUCGAUUCCAAAAUAUCGCUCUCGUAGUCGAUCAAGCGCACCUCGACUCUCUCUAGAGAGUAAAGAGGUGGCACACUGUUUUUCGUCGCUGUAUUCUCUCGACGGCCGACUGCCGACGGUGUUGCUUAUUUAAUUAGACUUCGGAUGAAAACGAGUUGAGUAUUGGUGCGUUUUAGCGCCGGCGAGCGAAAGGGAGGAAGGGAGAAAAAUUAAAAAAUUAUCGUCGGGAAACGAGCCGAGUUGUUCCAUCGUUGUGUUCCGAUUUUUCAAAAAAAAAAAAAUAAAAAAAUAAAAAAAUAAAAAAUAAGCAAAGAAUAGCGGAGAUUCUUCUAAAGAUCUUUUCCGACGAAAAACGGAAUUCGACCCCGAAAGAACGGCGGAAAAGAAUUUGAACCGGAGGACGCGCGUCGUUCGGGACGAACAGAUUUUUUUCGUAAUUUUUAAUCAAGCCGACGAAUCAGGACAACGACGGGAACGGAGACGCGGUGGGCUCGCGCUUUCGAGCAUUUUCUUUUCUUCUAAUCGAGGGAAACACGCGUAUACCCGCGUCGUUGAGGCUGAUCGUAACGAACCGAGAGAAAAGUCUGAUAUACAGAAGCGUGUUACGAACGAAACGAAAACGAAAGAAUAACGGGGGAGUGUCGAAACGGGGAGGGGCAGGAGGAUGAGGAGGGGUGGGGGCGGAGUGAGCGGAGAAAAAUACACAAAGAAAAUAAAACGCGGAUUAUAAUAGAGUAAUGUAUUUUAUGACAGGUUUUAAUACGGUAUUGAUAGCGAUAUUUAACUGUAACUGAUAAAUAAAGGCGCUAUUUAAACGUGAGAAAUAAACGAAAUAAGAAAAAAAGAAAAAAAACGUAUGAACGUCACACGGUAAUGGUAAACUAUACGCUACUAUAAGGAUAACGAUUUACGCUAGGCGAUUAGACGUGCGAUCGACGUCGAGACAGGAAAGAGAAUGGACGGGAAUAGGAGUUAUUAAAAAAAAAAAAAAAAAAAAAGAGA